Ictidomys tridecemlineatus (thirteen-lined ground squirrel) is the source of this 3248-nucleotide messenger RNA. RefSeq names its product pre-mRNA splicing tri-snRNP complex factor PRPF4 (gene Prpf4). The record is from RefSeq and is a predicted model, not a curated record. NCBI's taxonomy places the organism in Eukaryota, Metazoa, Chordata, Mammalia, Rodentia, Sciuridae. Gene Ontology annotation, biological process: mRNA splicing, via spliceosome. Gene Ontology annotation, molecular function: protein binding; U6 snRNA binding; U4 snRNA binding. Gene Ontology annotation, cellular component: U4/U6 x U5 tri-snRNP complex.
GUCCGCUCUUGACCCACUUCCGGCAGGUGACGCAAUUCCGCUUUGCUGGGCGCGCGGUGGACGGUCUGAAACCUAGAGCGCGGCUUUCGCUGGGGCUUGGCGGCUCCUGGGCCCGGCAUGGCUUCUUCACGAGCCUCCUCCACGGCACCCAAAACUAAGGCACCCGAUGACUUAGUGGCUCCUGUUGUGAAGAAACCACACAUCUAUUAUGGAAGUUUGGAAGAGAAGGAGAGAGAACGUCUGGCCAAAGGAGAGUCUGGCAUUUUGGGUAAAGAAGGACUGAAAGCAGGAAUUGAAGCAGGAAAUAUUAAUAUAACCUCUGGAGAAGUAUUUGAAAUUGAAGAGCAUAUCAGUGAACGGCAGGCAGAAGUAUUGGCUGAGUUUGAAAGAAGGAAGAGAGCCCGGCAAAUCAAUGUUUCCACAGAUGACUCAGAGGUCAAGGCUUGCCUUAGAGCCUUAGGGGAACCCAUUACACUUUUUGGAGAGGGCCCUGCUGAAAGAAGAGAAAGAUUAAGAAAUAUCCUCUCAGUGGUUGGUACUGAUGCCUUAAAAAAGACAAAAAAAGAUGAUGAGAAAUCUAAGAAGUCCAAAGAAGAGUAUCAGCAAACCUGGUACCAUGAAGGACCAAAUAGCCUGAAGGUGGCCAGGCUGUGGAUUGCUAAUUAUUCACUGCCCAGGGCAAUGAAACGCUUGGAAGAGGCCCGUCUCCAUAAAGAGAUUCCUGAAACAACUAGGACCUCCCAGAUGCAAGAGCUGCACAAAUCUCUCCGGUCUCUGAAUAACUUCUGCAGUCAGAUUGGGGAUGAUCGGCCUAUCUCCUACUGUCACUUUAGUCCUGAUUCCAAAAUGCUGGCCACAGCUUGUUGGAGUGGGCUUUGCAAGCUCUGGUCUGUUCCUGAUUGCAACCUCCUUCACACACUUAGAGGCCAUAACACAAAUGUAGGCGCAAUUGUAUUCCAUCCCAAGUCUACAAUCUCAUUGGACCAAAAAGAUGUUAACCUGGCCUCUUGUGCUGCUGAUGGUUCUGUGAAACUUUGGAGUCUUGACAGUGAUGAACCAGUGGCAGAUAUUGAAGGCCACACAGUACGUGUGGCCCGAGUGAUGUGGCAUCCAUCAGGACGUUUCCUGGGCACUACCUGCUAUGACCGUUCAUGGCGCUUAUGGGAUUUGGAAGCUCAAGAAGAGAUCCUGCAUCAGGAAGGCCACAGCAUGGGUGUGUAUGACAUUGCCUUCCAUCAAGAUGGCUCUUUGGCUGGCACUGGGGGACUGGAUGCAUUUGGUCGUGUUUGGGACCUACGCACAGGACGUUGUAUCAUGUUCCUAGAAGGCCACCUGAAGGAAAUCUAUGGAAUAAAUUUCUCCCCCAAUGGCUACCACAUUGCAACUGGCAGUGGUGACAACACUUGCAAAGUGUGGGACCUACGACAACGACGAUGCGUGUAUACCAUCCCUGCCCAUCAGAAUUUAGUGACUGGAGUCAAAUUUGAACCUAUCCAUGGGAACUUCUUGCUCACUGGUGCCUAUGAUAACACAGCCAAGAUCUGGACCCACCCAGGCUGGUCCCCAUUGAAGACUCUGGCUGGCCAUGAAGGCAAAGUGAUGGGUCUAGACAUUUCUUCUGAUGGACAGCUUAUAGCCACCUGCUCAUAUGACAGGACCUUCAAGCUCUGGAUGGCUGAAUAGACAAGACCGUGGAAGAAGGACUCUAACCUCAGUCUCUCCCUUAGGAGCCAUUUUCCUUAAAAGAAAAGAAUUGAUGUGUUUUGUUCUAUCAUGUUUUCUGCCAAUUACCAUGUAUAGACCCUCAGUAGAUUUGGAUUUUCACGUCAGCCUACUCCCAAGAGGCAGCCCAGUCCUUAGGUGAUGGUGAACUCUUUUUGUGGUUGAAAAUGAAAUUCUCAUCUUCAGGCCCAGCCAUGAACUUCCUAGACGUUUUUUAUUGGUCUUUCUUUGAAUCCUCUCAGCACUCAGGAUUGUGACUACUCUCUACAUUUUUAAUUCUUGAAACUUGGCUUUCCAUCACAUGGUAUAUGCUUCAGGGCUGCAUGUGAUCCAGUGAGCAAGGUGGCUGGACUAUAUUCUCAAAGUCCUUGAGGAAAGAGACACAUCUCCCCACAUACUGGUUGAACAAUGCCUCACGGCAAGUCCCUGGAGUGGACAGCAGUUAUGCUGAUGUUUAUACACUGAAGCUUUGACCUCUUCCUGUAAAGUUCACUUGGAAUGCCAACUGCAUCAGGAAACUCAGAACUGAACACUUACCUCAUUAGAAAAUGCCCUCCAUCUUGCUUUGAAGUUUAACAUCCUUCAUACUACCCUAAAGCAAGGCUACUAUGUCAGGAUUCAUAGAAAUUUGUAGAAAGCAAACAUGAUGUCUCUCUUGUACACUCUCCUUGCUAUGGUUAUUUAAAGGAUGUACUUUGUGUAUUAAAAGGUACUUCAUGUCGAAGUAACUGGAAAAAAUCCCUAAUAGGCAUUACUAAACAUAAACCUUUUUCUCUUUAUUACCCACUUGCUAGGAGUAAAAUCCUACCAUAAAAACUAUCCUUUAAAAAUUAUUUUCUAUAGUUAAGCAUUUUCUGAACCCUAGUCAUUUGUCCAAGGAGUAUCUUUUUUUGGUUUAGGUUAUAACAUUUCAGAUAUGGAUUAGCACAAUUUCUCCUUAAUCAGCACUCUUAGCUUUAUUAAUAGGGGACUGUUGGCCUUAUCACCAGUAAACUGUGCAUGGACUCCAUAAUUCUUACUAGUUGGGCAUGUAGUGAUUGCCUUCACCUUCUUACUGCAGGUAUAUAUUUUCUGGCCUCUGAAAUUGGUAAAUUCACAUAAAAAGAGGAAUUUGGAAGAAAAGCAUAAUAAGGAAGAAUUAAACAAGGGCUAAUAUAAUGGUUUCUCCAUGAAUGUUCAAAAUCCUUUCAUUUGCCCAUCCAGAGAGGUUGAGAGUGGCUUUGGCUCUAUUCUGCAAAUUAAGAAUAUGUGAUAUGUAGCUAAACAUGCUGUUUUUAAUCUGAUUUCAUUUAUAACCAAAUCGAUGCAUUUCCUGUUCAGUUGUUAAGCCUCUGAAUUCUUGGGUCUGUCCUCACGGCCCUGUGUUGUUGUUUAAUAGUUCUGUUUUCUUUGUAAUUUGCCAUGAAAAAAACUUUCCAUCACCAUUUUUGUAAAAUGAUGGACAUGAGUGUACCCAUGCAGCUUGGGCAUGGUGCACUAACAGUGGUUUGCAGUUUCUCAGGUGUAAAUCUUACUAUUCCCUUGGA